CAUUCACAUUGACUGCAGCUUGCAUUAUUUUCAAUAGCAAUCAGACUCUCACUGUUUUCACUGUUGAGACGGAGGCUCGUUACACCUAUUCUCCAUCACUCAAGUUCUUUGCCUAUGCAAAUAUCAUUGUAUGUGCCUUCUCUAUUUUUUCUCUGUUUCUUGCUUCCAUCAUUGGUCGUAAUGGUCUUCACCCAAACAAGUAUUUUUGCCUCUUCGUCCAUGAUAUGAUUAUGAUGUCAGUAUUGCUGGCUGGAUGUGCAUCAGCAACAACAAUUGGAUAUGUAGGAAAAUACGGAGAGAUGCAUUCAGGGUGGAUGCCAAUUUGUGAUUCUGUUGCAAAGUUCUGUCAUAAAAUGAUAGCUAGUGUUAUUUUCUCCUAUUUUGGGGUUAUUUUCUAUUUAUGCCUUACUAUCCUAUCCGCAAAUCAAUCUAGGAAUAUCGAAGUUUAAAAUAAUAUCCCUGAUAAUUAAUUAAAAAAAACAGGCAGUGUAUUAUUAUAAUAACAGUAUAAUUUAUUUUACCAUGUGGUAUCAAGGAUGGAAGAAAAGGAAAACGUAUGUAAUGCAGAUGCAUUUAUAUUAAAUUUGUUGCAGAUUGUACGAUAUUUGGUGGAAUCAUAAAUGAGUUGAAUUUAAUUAUGACUUC
Molecule: messenger RNA, 645 nt
Organism: Capsicum annuum
Lineage: Eukaryota; Viridiplantae; Streptophyta; Magnoliopsida; Solanales; Solanaceae
Product: CASP-like protein 1F1
Source: RefSeq, a predicted model, not a curated record